CCUGGCCAAGGAGUAAAGAGAACAGGAAAAAGACGAGAGAAACUGAGAUCUGUGUAACAUGAGCAACACCCAAUUUUGGUUCCCUGGCAACCAAUUGGCCCACCUCAACACUCCUGAAAUACACACCAGUUUGGACAGACUGACACCUGUUUACCCAGCAUGCAGUGCAGUUGCAUACGUCUGCAAUGACACCCAUGUCCUUCAGAACGACUUACUGAAAUUUGCAAAUUGCUAAUUUGGGACCUGACCACAGAGAAAAAAAACACGGACUCUAAUAAAACGUUGGUGAAACAUGCUUAAGAAAAUCCAUAAACCUUCCACCUGUGUCAGUCCUGGUAUGAAUUUAAGGUUUUAAGGUUAAACUGAGUUAGCGAUCGUCCCCAAACCCCUUAGCUGGAAAUGCAAUGGAUGUAAAAAUAGGCAGAAUUACAUAAAAUGACCAGAAACACAAAAGGUUUCUAAAUCUGCUAUUGUCAUUAAAGAGAGGGAAUAAAUGCCAACCUGUUCAAUUUUUCUCUUGUAUCGUAUAUAUUUUUUUACAUAUAUAAAAAUUAAAAGAAGAUAAUAAUACAUUUUUUAAAAAUGCCCUGUUGACAGCCUACAUCCCUUGUAGGACCCCGUACCCUACUUUUGGAACCACUGUUCUACACAUUACCAGUAGGUAACUCUGUAUAUUUAACAGCGUCUCUGCAUUACACAGUGACCAGAGGUCCGGUGUCACGACGCAGUUUUCACACUGUGAAUCCCAACAUCACUGCCUCUCACCACUUGUCACUCACUCUUCACGCUCCUCAUGUAAACUCCCACAUACAGCGCUGUGUGUGAACAAUCUGUGGUGCAGAGCUGAAGGGGACUAGGCUGACAUGUAAGUCUAAUUAAGAGAGUGUGAUAACAGUGGGAUAUUCCACCAGUUCCUCCCCCUCGCAAUCCCACGGCUGCAUCGGUCGCCCACACGUUCUAAAUGCAUAAAAUCCCAUUUAAUUUAAUGUUAAAUGCCUGGUUCUAGUACACAGCAUCCGGGCCUUUCCAAAAACACUCCACUGGGCUGUUCUACUAUACCGUAACUGUGUCAAGUGGUUCAUCACGGACAUAAAACGAGAAUCACCUCUGUGGAGACUGAACAUCAGCUCCACUCAGUGACGUCUGCGGGAGGUUCAUGGACAGGAAGUGUGUCCUUAUAUGGCUGCAGUCAGAACAGCGCAUUGAUAUGCGCGACGCGCACUCAGGCCAUCCUUCUGCUGCAGCAGCCCCCGCACACUAUCAAACUGGGGAAGCCACUAAACACCACCGCUACCACCACCCCCUCCCCGUCUACACCCUCCUCUAUACCAGCCGGGGGAUUCAGUGGGAUGGAGAUAAACGAGAAAUCUGGUCGAUUUAGUAUAAGAAUCACGAUCAGCAAUGAUGCAACAAAAGUUCCUGCUCACAUUAUAAUCAUAUAUAUUAGUACGAUAUUAAUACUACUACUACUACUAAUAAUAAUAAUAAUGCACGGUAUUUCAUAAGGCAGACCUGCUCAAUAGCUUUUCAAAGGUAAUCAGAAGAUCUGAUUAGUCCAAUCCUGAGAUAGGACUGGAUGUCAGAUAGGAAUAAAACCCAUUCGUGCUAAGAAAAUUAUUUUUAACAACCAAAUAUAUAAAAAAGUAUAAAGUAUACUAAAGUAUUCAAAAACACAUUUAAAUGCCAAACAGGUUGAACCUUGAAGCAGAUAAAAACAGACAGAAGACAACACCAGGUGCCACAAGUGAGUUAAAAAAAAAUCUCAGCAAAACCCAAUGACAUUGAACAAGAGAGGACUAGAAAAAAAUAAAUCUUCCCUUCUCGUCUAAAGAUCGAAUUUUGCUGCUAAAUCUGGAAAGUUUAUCAGAACUUGGAGUAGAUAGCGUCAAAUUAUUGAUUUUAGCGUCUUGUAUUUACAUCUGCUGAUGGUAUAAACUGCCACGCUCCUGUAAUGUGUACUCCCUAAAGGGAAAACACCACACGACAAUGACGUUGCUACAUUCAAAUGUCCGUCAGCGUAAUUAGGAAAGUGCUCAAAUCAUUAAAACAACUUCAGAAAGAAGACAUUUACACCGUGGACAUCUCAAUAUAUCUCGAUAUUUUUCUUAAUUUGAUCACCCAAAUGCAUCGAUGUGUGGAUGAAUUGACAUUAAAAGAACGAUUUUGAAAAUAAAAUCGCCGGGGAGCUCUGGUCGACCUUUAGAUGUAUAAAGUGGUACUUAUAUCAUUUUCAGCAUGAGUGCUCACUGUCAGUGUUUGUGUGGAGUGUGACAGUGAUUCACACAGAACUGCUCUGCAGGACGUCUCUGCCCCAUGACUCAUCCUGACGAGCUUCAGCACCACGGACAGCGCCGCACUUACGCUAGUUCCCCACAACAAUAAACCUCAGAGCCCCGUACAUCCAACACCAUCAAACUACAGCCCCACCUCUAAACACCCCCCCGGGGAUAUGGAGAAAUAUGUGUGGGAACUGAUGGGAAGAGGUGUGUGUGUGUGUGUUUGUUCGAGAGGCAAGCCGCAGUGGGAGGGGUCAGAGAGAUGCCGCAUUUUUCUGAAUGAAAUUACUCCACAUUAGAUACCCUCCCUUCUGUGUCCGCAUCCCGAAUGCGAGCUCAUGAUUGGUGGAGGCUCGCAGCCGCUGACGUCAGACAGACUCUCUUGUGGACGAGUCCGCGCGCAACAGCAUCCAUUCUGGCACCUAUAAGCGCUCGGCGAAGAGACUGGACGACAAAGAUGCAACAGAGGCAAAGAGGUGAAGCUGCCAAACUUGGAUGAAGACACGAGAGAUAUUCCACUGGAUUAUCAUCUUUUUACAACAGGCGGAGAGCAUCGCAGCAUCCUUUGCCUGGGAUCGUGUCAGAACUGGGCUCGGAAUUCACACCAAAAAGAAUCAAUCACCAGAUCACCUUCAUCAGGUUGCCUUAGUGUGACUGCUCUCCAGCCAUGAUCCUGAACUCCUCAGACCUGGGGUGGGACGAGUCCUCAGGUUUACCGGAGGUCUUCUUCCCUGUGGAGCAGCUAGAUGAACAUCCAUCUUCACAUGAGUUUCCAUCGCUCACUAUAUGGGGAGUGGCCCUGUGUGUUUCAGGAACUCUCAUUGCUGCUGAAAACGCCAUCGUGGUCACCACAAUACUAGCAACCCCAUCUCUACGCGCCCCCGUCUUCCUGCUCCUUGCAAGCCUGGGCUUGGCUGACUUUCUAGCAGGCGUUGCCCUCAUCCUUCACUUCCUCUUCCUCUUCUGCAUGGAGCCCAGUGACUGGUCGGAACUGGUGACCUCAGGGUUGCUGGUGACAUCCCUGACUGCCUCGCUCUGCAGCCUGAUGGGCGUAGCACUGGACAGGUACCUGUCUCUGAGCCACGCUCUCACCUACGGCUCAGGCCAAUCACGUCGCAGAGCUGCUGUGCUCCUGCUGCUGGUCUGGGUGGGAGCGUGUGUCAUUGGUGUUGGACCGGUGAUGGGGUGGCACUGCAUAGGAGAACCAGAAUCCUGUUCUGUUGCACGACCACUGACAAGGACAUAUCUGUCGCUGCUCUGCGGUGGAUUCCUGGUUGUCGUUAUGGUGACCCUACAGUUGUACGCCGGAAUCUGCCGUGUGGCAAGGAGGCACGCCCAUGCCAUUGCUACCCAAAGGCACUUCCUGCCAACAAACCCUUCAUAUGCAAGCAAACACGGCAGUGGCAGGGGAUUCUCUCGGCUGAUCCUGGUGCUCAGUGUGUUUGUGGGCUGCUGGAUGCCUUUCUCCCUUUGGGGGCUGCUGGGAGACGCGUCCAGCCCUCCUUUGUACACCUACGCCACCCUGGUGCCAGCCGCAGGUAGCUCCCUGCUCAACCCCAUACUCUACAGUCUAAGAAACAAGGACAUUCGUAAGGUGCUGCUUCAGGCCUUCUGCCCUCACAGAAACACAAACAACACACAGAUCCACAACCCGGUGGAUGUGUAGAACUGCCAAAUGAAUCAUAACAACAUGAAACAAAUUAAAUCUAGACAUAUCACUGAUCGUGUGCCAAGAUUCACAGACAGAGCUGUACUGACUGUCAGCCAGACCCCAGAACCUGAAGCCUCAAACUCAAGAACCCACACACACAUACACACACUCCCACAUACACAGGCAGCACUUCUCGAAGAGCAGAUGUCCUCCUCAAGAUCAGAAUGUACUGGACUGUCCUGGCAGGCUGUCGUCUAAAGACCCGCUCUGCCACGGACACAAAGAUUAAACGUACUGUCCUGUGUGUGUGCUUUGUGCCUCCUUCACAGUCAAUGGUAGCUCCACCAGAGUGAAACAAUCAAAUACAGAGAAGUUAUGGAAGAACGUAAUUGUACAAUCUAAAAGAAAACGUAGGGACCACUUCAGAUUUUCUUAAAUUUGCUUCUUGACAUGGUGGCAAUUAGGGAAAAUCUAUACCAUAGUAAUAAAAUAGUAGUGGCCUCUUUAUUUUUUUUUUAAGUGGAUUUGAAGAUCAUCAGCACUUUGCCUAAGAAGAGAUGCAUUCUAAUUUCCAUCGUUCUGCCUAUUUCAGUAUAAAAGUGUAGAGGACUUCAAAGCCCACUUUAAUUUACUUGAAUCUUGAGUAAACACUGUCCCAGAUGUCGGAGCCUCUAUUUUGCACAUGCUGUCAAAGGCACUUUGAAAAUGUACUGACCAUACAUUCAUGUUGCACAAUCUUUUUCAAAUGAAUGUUUUAUACCAAUGAAUAAAAAAUAUGCUCUUCUACUGCACAACGUCAGCUUCCUUCUCUGCUGUCGAUGCUUUUCAUGUUCGCGAGCCUGUCCCUUUAUCUCUGGCCUUAGCUUUGAUCACACAUCAGCAGAUUACAAUCACGUAAGCAGCAUCGUCCAUUUAAGGUCCUCACAGCAGCUGUGGCACCAGGACGAAAAACACCUCUUAUAUCAAGUUCACGUAAAAACUCCUUCAGCACUGGACACAUUAAACAAAAUGUGACUAGAGAGUAUGAGUCACAAAUAAGUAAUCAGGCCAAGGCUGGACAGUGCUUGGUACUCCUGGGAACUUCUUAUCACAGAGCAGCAUUCAUAUCGUUCCAACACUGCAAACAACAUAUAUAUAUAUAUAAACAAUCACUGCAAUAUACUCUUUUAUUGAAAUAACUAGAAACACUUAGAAAAUUUUAAGGCAUGAGAUGGAGAACUUUGGCAAAGCAUGAUGUGUGAUUGUGCUCCAACGAAAGCAGACCAGAUUAGAGGCACUUGAAAAAACUGUGGUUGAAACUACUCAGUUCUUCCUUUCACACAAUAAAGGCAUUUUUUUGAUUAGGAGAAGUGUGGAUAAAGUUAAUUAACUAAUAAUGACUCAAAGCAUAAAAAUACAAAUAUCCAACGGCAGGUUAAAGCAGACCAUUAAUUGACCCUACACAGUGAUUGACGCAACGCAACCGAGUUCACCCUCAGAAAUAGAAAAAAAAAAAAA
Messenger RNA from Cynoglossus semilaevis (tongue sole), 5424 nucleotides. RefSeq names its product G protein-coupled receptor 3 (gene gpr3). The record is from RefSeq and is a predicted model, not a curated record. NCBI's taxonomy places the organism in Eukaryota, Metazoa, Chordata, Actinopteri, Pleuronectiformes, Cynoglossidae. Gene Ontology annotation, biological process: G protein-coupled receptor signaling pathway. The transcript has 2 exons. Bases 2944 to 3942 code for a protein of 332 amino acids. Gene Ontology annotation, molecular function: G protein-coupled receptor activity. Gene Ontology annotation, cellular component: membrane.